AUGAAGAUGCGAGGAAAUAUAGUUAAGGAGAGAAACGCGUCUUUAUAUGUAGUUUUAAGAACAGAGCCAUUCACAGAGGACGAGAAGCGAACAGAAAACACACCAGAGAGAGAGGAGAAGCAGAAGAUGAUAGAAGGAAGGGGAGCAGCGGCGCCGCCGCACGGAGUGCUACUAGCAGUGGUGGUGGGGAUAGUGGUGGGAGUGCCAAUGCUGGUGGGAGAGCAGGGAGAAGCCAUUACUGGAGCGAUCGCGGAGCUUCUCACUCCCAUGGGUCUUCUCCUCGUCCCCAUCGUUCUCCUGCUCGUUAUACAGUUCUUGUCUUCAGAUCGAGGGUCAGUACUAUCAGGCAUAUUCUCUACUGGCGAACCUGAUUCAAUCCACCGCCUUAGCGGAUCCCCUGUUGGUGUGGCUCUAUUCCUCAUUCUCCUCAUCUUCCUCCUCUACAACCGCGUCUCAUUAUUCGGAUCCGACGAUGAUGGUGAGUAAAGCAAGUAGAGUAGAGCAGAGAGAGAGAGAGAGAGAGAGAGAGA
Messenger RNA from Telopea speciosissima, 530 nucleotides. RefSeq lists its product as uncharacterized. The transcript has a single exon. The record is from RefSeq and is a predicted model, not a curated record. Lineage: Eukaryota; Viridiplantae; Streptophyta; Magnoliopsida; Proteales; Proteaceae. The coding region runs from base 1 to 486 and encodes 161 amino acids.